AUGUCACGAAGAACGCCGAAUCCAGCUGCAGAGCGGGCUGCUCAGAAUGCCCAAACGAUCAAGAGUCUCUUAAAAUUAGAGGGUAAUAAAAUAUGUGCCGACUGCAAAAGGAACAAGCACCCGAGAUGGGCUUCUUGGAACCUUGGGAUUUUCAUUUGCAUAAGAUGCUCUGGCAUUCAUCGAGGUAUGGGAACGCAUAUAAGUCGGGUCAAGUCCGUUGAUCUCGAUGCAUGGACAAAUGAGCAACUAGAAAGUGUCUUGAAAUGGGGAAACUCGAGAGCGAAUAAGUACUGGGAAUCGAAGCUUGCUGCUGGUCAUGUCCCAUCUGACUCCAAGAUUGAAAACUUCAUCCGGACUAAGUACGAAACGAAAAGGUGGGUAAUGGAAGGACCAAUUCCAGAUCCAUCUGCUCUUGAGGCAGAUGAAGAUGAGGAUGUGCCAUUGAGGCUUAUUAAAGAAAAGCAAGAUAUCGAACGCUCGACUCUGCAGGCGGCCGGACCUCCACAGAACAGAGGAGCUUCGCAGAUUAAAAGGGCUCAACAGUCUGAUCUACUUGAGAAGGAUGUUAACCAAUCUCUUGAAGUAAACAUAAGUCACCAAAAUCCAAUAGGAACACCACCUAAGCCCAACCCUAUCCCAAAGCAAACUAAGCCAGCAGAUUCGCUCUUAGGAUUAGAGUUUUUUGGGAGCGACUCCCCUCCCACAGCUCGUCCCUCCAGUGCAGUACAGACACCUGGCACACAGUCCCGCCCCGACUUAAAACAGUCAAUACUUUCCCUUUACGCUACCGCUCCUCGGGCUCAACCAUCUCCUAACCCUGCUGCAAUGGCAACUCCACUUCAUUCACCCGCUCAGAGAACCUCUUUUGGUGCUAUGAGUGAUGCUUUUGGCUCAUUAAGUUUUGCCCCCCAGAAAUCACCUGCUAUGGCCACAACGACCGCCACAAAUAUGUCUGCAAAACCAUCACAAAAACCUUCUGCUUUCUCUAAUCUAGGAAAUAUUCCCAACCAAAAUAUUUCUAAUCAUGCAUCGGCCUCAACGUUUAACGGAGGAAACUUCUUCAAUGUGAAUCCUGUGGUACAAUCUACAACACAACUGUCAUCUGACUUUAGCUCGAUAUCUAAUUUUUCUGCGUUUGAUACAGGGCCAGUAUCUCCUCCCGCAAAUCGAGCUUCAAAAACCAUGGACCUUUCAAUUGGAGAAGUGCUCAGCUUCACUUCACAGACUCCUCAAACCUCUACCCCAAGUACGGCUAUUUCUUCACCAUUACCUCAGCAAAAGUCUGUAUUUAAUCUUUCCCAGACUUCACCCCGAAAGAACAUCCAGUCCCCUACCACAAACAGUACUGUAUGGUCUACUAGUGAUGCUUGGGCAAGCAGUGAAACUUGGGGUAGCGCCUCUAAGCCGAGUCCUAAAGAACAGAUAGGCUCUAUAGUAUCGAGCACAGAUGGAUGGGGAUCGUCUGGCGAUGUAAACACAACCCAUGAAGGUGUUGGUAAUAAUCAAAAUAGCGGAAAAGCGCCUCCUGUAAUUAGUACUGACGAAGAAUUCGGAGGUUGGAGCAGUGCCGCAUUAGCCGCGCCCAUGAGCAAUGCCUUACCGCCUAAACCGGCUGCUAGUUUUGCUGUUAGUGACGAUCUUUUUUCAAACGUCUGGGGAUAA
Blumeria graminis f. sp. triticale is the source of this 1662-nucleotide messenger RNA. The record is from the annotation of a GenBank genome assembly. Lineage: Eukaryota; Fungi; Ascomycota; Leotiomycetes; Helotiales; Erysiphaceae.